Messenger RNA from Nicotiana tabacum (common tobacco), 435 nucleotides. The record is from RefSeq and is a predicted model, not a curated record. NCBI's taxonomy places the organism in Eukaryota, Viridiplantae, Streptophyta, Magnoliopsida, Solanales, Solanaceae.
AUGUGGAACCAUUGCAGCGACGAGAAGCGGCACGAAAAUGCUUACACUAAAAUUAUUGAGAAGUUGCUUGAAGUGGAUCCGAACGUGACUAUGCUAGCUAUUGCAAACAUGAUGAAGAAGAAAAUCACGAUGCCAAUGCACCUCAUGUACGAUGGCCGAGAUCCGAAUAUAUUUGAGCACUUCUCUGCCAUGUCCCAAAGGCUGGGGAUUUAUACAAGUCGCGAUUAUGCUGAAAUCAUAGAGUUUUUUAUAGCGCGAUGGAAAUUAGAAAAGCUUGAAGGCUUAGAGGGAGAAGCAAGGCGUGCACGGGAUUUUGUGUGCGGACUUCCACCUAAGAUUAGGAGGUUGCAAAACCGAGCAGAUGAGCGAGCCAAGAAAUUAGAGUCGCGUCGAGUGAAGUUUAGCUGGAUUUUCAACAAAGAAGUGAGUGUUUAG